Messenger RNA from Adelges cooleyi (spruce gall adelgid), 1421 nucleotides. RefSeq names its product beta carbonic anhydrase 1 (gene CAHbeta). Bases 180 to 947 code for a protein of 255 amino acids. Gene Ontology annotation, molecular function: carbonate dehydratase activity; zinc ion binding. NCBI's taxonomy places the organism in Eukaryota, Metazoa, Arthropoda, Insecta, Hemiptera, Adelgidae. The record is from RefSeq and is a predicted model, not a curated record. The transcript has 5 exons.
UACACAGAGACGAGAACGGACGCCCUUGAGCCAACUGUUGAGGUCGACCACCGGCGAGUCGCGUCAACAGCAGCUGCCGCCGUCGGCAAUAACACAACGGUAGAGAAGCCUUGUAAAAGGCGGACGACAGUGCGCGAACAAAUGCAGGGCCGGCCGCGCGCACCGACAAAAGCCGAGCGAUGGACCGAAUUUUCCGGGGCAUAAUGAAGUACAGGGACACGACCCGGACAAGAAUGGUGGAGCAGUUCGUCCAGGUGAAAAACAAGCCGGAACCUAAAGCUGUAUUUUUCACAUGCAUGGACAGUCGAAUGUUACCGGCUAGAUUUACCGAAACUAAUGUCGGUGAUAUGUUCAUUGUGAGAAAUGCCGGCAAUUUGAUUCCGCAUUCGCAACACUUCCUCGACGAAUACACGACUUGCGAACCUGCUGCCCUGGAACUCGGAUGUGUUCACAACGAUAUUAGGCACGUCAUCGUGUGCGGUCAUUCCGAUUGCAAAGCAAUGAACUUGUUGCACCUGCUGAGGGACACCGAGUUCUCCAGCAUCGACAAUCGCCGGCUGUCGCCGCUCCGGGCCUGGCUGUGCACUCAUGCCAUCUCGUCCCUGGAGAAAUUCCAGCAGCUGGAAACGUCCGGGUUCGACACGCCGCUGGUGUUCCAGGCCGAAACGCCUUUGCGCAAGAUCAUCGCCUACAUCGAUCCAGAAAACAAGUUUUCCAUCACCGACAAACUGUCGCAGGUGAACACCCUGCAGCAGUUGCAAAACAUAGCCAGCUACGGGUUUCUCAAGAAGCGGUUGGAGACGUACGACCUGCACAUACACGCCUUGUGGUUCGACAUAUACACCGGUGACAUAUACUAUUUCAGCAGACAGAGCAAAAAAUUCGUGGAGAUCAACGAGCUGAACAUAGAGAAACUGGUGGACGAGGUGGACAAGUAUUACAAGUGAACAAACGCAACGACGGCCGGCCAGGGGGGGUUAUAAUUAAGUUUGAUGUCCAAAACGCGCACAAUCAAAAACGAAACGACUUGAACGCGGGUGCUUGUAACUUUUAGACAAUUUAUAAAUAAAUUAAGCAUUUAUUAGUUACCGUAAACAUUCCAAACCGAAACAUUCCUAACAACGUCCAUAAUAUAUUAUAUUAUUAUACAGAACGCUGUUGUCGCGUACUUAAAUUUGUUAUAUUUUUGUUACUUCGUUUUAAUAUUUUAAUUUUCGUCCCAAGGGAUUUCGAAUCUCUCGCUGUUAAAACAAACUGUACAAACCGUGUUAUUUUUAUCAUUAUUAUUAUUGUAUUUUAUAAAAAUUACUAUUAUAUUGUUGUACUCACUGCUGUUAUAACCGUGGUGCUUUUUUUCUACAGUUUUUAAUUUGGGAAUCUAUAUAAAUAUACAACGAGUACAGACGUGUUUUAUAAAACGA